GCCUGUGGCUCACACGAAGAUACAUCCAGAUCAGGAACUGGGUGAAAGUGUUCAGCAGCAGCUUCUAACAAAAAUUGCAGUAUACCUGAUGACGUUUUUAAUAGUAACUGUGGCCUGGACAGCACAUGUCAGACUUUUUCAGGUGAUUGAACUCAUAGAUGAUGUCGUGGCUCUUCUAAAUUUGGCAUGUAUGAUGCUUAUAACUUUCUUGCCAUACACAUUUUCCUUAAUGGCCUCCUUUCCUGGUGUACCUUUUGGUAUUUUCAUGUUUAGCACUUGUGCUGUUAUCAUUGGUCUUAUCCAGGCAGUUAUAGUAGCAUAUGGAUUUUAUCAUCCAUACUUAUUGAACCACCAGAUACAGGUGUCUGAAAACCAAACCUUCUACAAACAUCAUAUCUUAAAGAUUAUUCUAAGAGGACCAGCCUUGUGCUUCUUAGCUGCCAUCUUCUCCUUCUUCUUUAUUCCUCUGUCUUAUGUGCUGCUUGGACUGGUUAUCUUUUUUCCACACCUCACUCGAUUAAUUAUAUGGUGUAAAAGUAAGGCUGUUGGUGUGAAAGAGGAUGAGGAGGAGCCUCAUAGCUUAGAGUCCUUCUCUUUCUACCUUAGUGAACCUUUGAGUAAAGAACGAGUAGAGGCAUUCAGUGAUGGUGUUUAUGCUAUUGUAGCAACCCUGCUCAUUUUGGACAUAUGUGAGGAUAAUGUUCCUGAUGCCAGAGAAGUUCAAGACAAAUUCCAUAAUAGUCUUAUUGAAGCUUUAAGCAAAUAUGGACCAAGUUUUCUUGCCUACUUUGGCUCGUUUGUAACAAUUGGGCUUCUUUGGUUUGUGCACCACUCACUUUUCCUUCACAUAACAAAAGCAACUAGACUAAUGGGACUGCUUAACACACUAUCAUUGGCUUUCAUUGGUGGGCUUCCUCUUGCUUAUCAGUUAACCAGUGAAUUUGCAGAAAAGUCUCGCAAUGAAAUAGAAACUAUUCAGGUCAGCUGCGUUAUCACUUUCUUUGCCAGCAUCUUUCAGUUUGCAAUUUGGAUCACAGCUCUCUUCUAUGAAAGGGAAACGUUGCAUCCUUUUGCUAGAUAUGGUGGCAAAGAACAUGCCUUCAUGUUUGCCAAGCUUGCCCUCUACCCUUGUGUCAGCCUUGGUGCCUUCUUUCUAACGUGCUUGUUAAGUAAAUUCAGCACAGAAAUUUUUCACCUCAUGCAGAUCAUAGUGCCCUUUGCUUUCCUUGCCCUGCGUAUCUUUGUCAGAAUCUCUUUGGUUGUCAUAAGGUCUAUAAUAAAUCUUUCCCAACGGAAGGAUGUGUCCUUGGAAGAAGAGGAAGCUUGUUUGUCUCCUGCAGAAACGCUAUCGUAGAUUUCCGUGCUGUGCAUGUGAAACUGUAGCGUAUUUUAAUUCUAACUUGCAUUAUUUUGGUGUACUGGAAGGCCUUGGUGUAUAAUAGAUACUGGUUAUAACUGGGGCCUCUUUAAUUUUCACUCAACUUCUUCAGAAGUGAAAGAUACUAAAACUUGGUUGAGUGCAGGAGCUAAAAAACAGCCUGCUUUCUAUUCUUCAUGGACUAGUGGUGUAGCAAAAUUGCUGCCUGAAGCAUCACUGCAGUGACAAUUGCUUUAGAAACACAUUUAAAAGGUAAGCGGCAUUAUCGCCUUGUUCUAACAAAGCUUACAGAAAUCAGUGGCCCCAACAGCAGACUGGUUGAAAGCAAUUUGCUGCAGUUAGGUAGGGAGGUAGAGGGCAUCCUGGGGGAGGACCCAAAAAACCUUUUUUCUUUUUCUUUUUUUUCUUUUUAUCCUAUUUAGGUAAAUACCCAUCCCUUCCUCCCCACUUCCCCCCAUCUCCCGUUGCCUCCCCCAGUUUCCAAAGUUUAAACCUUCAACCUUCCAUAAGGUGUGUACAGAAGUGCUCUGUGCACAUUUUACAGCACUAUAAUUUAGAGUAAUUUUUAUAGCACUAUGAAGUUACAGUGCUCUUAAACAGAAGUUCAGUGUUUGGUAGUGGGGAGGAGAGGGCUCGAGCAUCCCUGUACUUUCCAGGCUACAAGGCAGGUGGUGCUCCACAGCUUCCUGGGGCUUCUCCACUGGACAAAAAUGUGACUAGUAUACAGAAGUUAUUUAAAGCACUGUAGGUUGCUAAAGUGCUGUAAAACGCCGUACUUCAAAUUUAAUACCUCAUUUAACAAGGAUUGGUUUAAAGUGCUAUGCCCAUUUUUAAAAUGCUGUAAAGCCAUGCACUUUUGUUAAGUCAGCAAUAAAGUGCUUUAAAAGGUGAAAAAGCAAUUUCUGUACACACCUACAAAGCCCAUCUGUUCUUUGGCUGCACUUCAAAACCUUCUUUCUUUGGGCUUGCUCUGCUGAACAUGUGCUUAAAUUAUACAGAGGCCACACAUUCCCCUCCGAUCUCCCCAGACUGCCUUAACAAAAAUGAAAGUCCAUUGUCAGUUCCAUUGUUGUUGGGUUUUUUUAAUAUAUUAAAUGCAAUUGUUUCAAGGGGGUUGAAACGAAGAAAUUUUUCAGGGAAGAAACAAAGAAUAUUCAGGAAAGAAAUUUUAAGAUCUGUGGCACCAUCAGUAGCUUUGACUCUUGUUUCUGAAAGAAAUCUGCCAGACAGAGUAAUGCAAGAGGGGUCCAUGAAGUUUUGAUUCCUCUUUUCUGUCUCUGCAAAACCUGUGGGGACCAAAACAAAGAGGGAACUUCUCCAUCAGGCCCCAUAGGGAGGUCCAGUAUAUGUGUC
Molecule: messenger RNA, 2731 nt
Organism: Alligator sinensis (Chinese alligator)
Lineage: Eukaryota; Metazoa; Chordata; Crocodylia; Alligatoridae
Gene: TMEM175
Product: transmembrane protein 175
Exons: 9
Coding region: 89-1354 (421 amino acids)
Cellular component (GO): lysosome; endosome
Molecular function (GO): proton channel activity; potassium ion leak channel activity
Source: RefSeq, a predicted model, not a curated record